AUGGUAACUCCGAAGCACGAAAAGAAGCCCUACUUUGGGCUCACCGGAGGAUGGCUCACCCUCUGGAUCACAAUUGCCUGUGCUACGGACAUGACAUUGUUCGGCUAUGACCAGGGAGUGUUUAGCGGAGUCGUCGUCACGGAGGACUUUCUAGUCGUCCAUGAUCUUGUCGGGCCGACCAAGACGAAAACCUUAUCGACCGUUACAGCCAUCUACGACGUCGGCUGCUUUCUCGGCUCGAUUCUAGCUUUCAUCGUGUCCGAAAGGCUCGGUCGGAAGAAGUCCAUUCUCCUGGGAACCUCCAUAAUGGCAGUCGGUACCAUCCUCCAAGCCAGUUCCUACAGCUUGGCGCAGAUGUUCGUCGGCCGGGUGAUCCUGGGUAUUGGCAACGGAAUCAACACCUCCACGGCCCCCGUAUGGCAAACCGAAACUGCCACCGUCAAAUGGCGAGGAAAGCUGGUCAUUCUGGAAAUGGCACUAAAUGUCUCUGGCUUUGCGCUUGUCAAUUGGAUCAACUACGGGCUUUCUUUCAAAGGUGGUGCGCUCGCAUGGAGGCUGCCCAUCGCACUGCAAUUCUUCUUCAUCUUCAUCCUCUACGCGACUGUACCAUGGCUUCCUGAGUCCCCAAGAUGGCUUCUCUCGCACGGACACAAUGAGCAAGCACUAGAUGUCAUCUCCCGCAUCGAGGCCAAGGCAGCCGAUGAUCCGUACAUCAUCACCCAGUACAACGAAAUCGAAUACAGUAUCAACUACGAACGCGAAAAUGCCGUCUCCUGGACUGAUUUAUUACUACGCCGUCAAAAAACAAAUGAUACCAAAACAUUGCGACGGAUACUUCUUGGUGCGGGAACGCAGGCUCUACAGCAAUUUCAGGGGAUUAAUAUCAUGUCCUACUACCUACCCCUGGUGCUCAUUAACUCUGUCGGCCUGUCAAACAGCAUGUCGCGCCUCCUCAGCGCCUGCAACGCGACAUCCUACUUUGUGUUCGCCUGUGUGGCAGUCAUCAUGGUGGAGCGGUUUGGUCGAAGGGGCCUAAUGCUGAUGUCGACCUUUGGCCAGUUUGCAUGUUUCCUGAUCAUCACUAUCCUCCUUCGAUUCGCCGAGAACGACCCAAAGUAUGGUACCGCAUCAGUCGCAUUCUUCUUUCUGUAUUACAUUGCAUUUGGAAUUGGCAUGCUGGGUGUUCCUUGGCUGUAUCCGACAGAGAUCAAUUCGCUUCCUAUGAGGACGAAAGGUGCGGCUGUCUCGUCCGCAACGAACUGGAUCACGAAUUUUGUCAUUGUCGAAAUCACACCUAUCGGGAUACAGAACAUCGGGUGGAAAUUCUGGAUUGUGUGGACAAUCACCAACGCGGUUUCUCUUCCGAUCAUAUAUUAUCUGUACCCGGAGACCGCAAACCGGACUCUGGAGGACCUCGACGCAUACUACCGUUCAAACCCGUCGCUGAUCGUAACGGGAGACGCGGAUGCAAUCUCAACGGGCCGGCCACUGAAGUAUAUCCAGCAUGAGGACGAGGAAUUACAACGACAGAUCAAGCAGAGGCAGGCGACGGGGGACGAGAUUAAGAUUGGUUCGGCUACCGUCCAGCAUGUGGGAUGA
Messenger RNA from Aspergillus lentulus, 1599 nucleotides. Its product is annotated as putative MFS sugar transporte. Gene Ontology annotation, biological process: transmembrane transport; carbohydrate transport. The record is from RefSeq and is a predicted model, not a curated record. Gene Ontology annotation, cellular component: membrane. Gene Ontology annotation, molecular function: carbohydrate:proton symporter activity. NCBI's taxonomy places the organism in Eukaryota, Fungi, Ascomycota, Eurotiomycetes, Eurotiales, Aspergillaceae.